This is a messenger RNA of Ipomoea nil (Japanese morning glory), 2325 nucleotides long. RefSeq lists its product as uncharacterized. The transcript is spliced from 3 exons. The coding region runs from base 1 to 2325 and encodes 774 amino acids. The record is from RefSeq and is a predicted model, not a curated record. Lineage: Eukaryota; Viridiplantae; Streptophyta; Magnoliopsida; Solanales; Convolvulaceae.
AUGGCGGAUGCAGUUUGUAAUAUGAUCAUCAAGCUUGGAAGAAAGGUGCAUUCACAAGAAACAGCCACCAAACAUGUCAAAACCUUGCUUAUGUUGGCUAUGAAGAAAAAAUUGAAGCUUGAUCCCAUUCUCCGAGAUGAAAUCAUUGUCACUGUACUAUCCGAUUAUCCAGAGUUUUAUGCCGACGGGUCAGACGAUGACACCAGUGAAUUAUUGUUGUUGGCCUCCGAAGCAGGUGAUGAUAUUAAUCCGGCGUCUAUUCCAGAACCUUCGGAUGGAAAUCGCGCUGGGGCGUUCCUCCAUUACUUUGCUCAAAGAGCCCUUGAGUCUGAAGAAAUCUCCCGUCGUCGAGAAAUUGCUCAACCCCUGUAUCUUCAGGCUGCUCAGAAUGAAGCCAGGCAUCGUAUUGAGAUUCUGCGAAACAGGUCAAAUUCCUCUGACUCUCCUAUAGAAAUUUCACCUGAUAAACCUGAGAAUCUAGUGUCUAAUGCUACCCCAUCUAUUGUUCAUGUUGAUUCUGAGAAUGUGCAUGCUUUACUCUCUGAGAAAUCAUCUGUAUCUGUUGAUCCGCCUUGCUUACCUGUUGUGAAGUCUGAUCCCAUGAAUUGUGAGUCGCUUAAAGCAUCUGUAGAGGAAGACAAACCGAUUGAUGAGCCCAACAAUCUAAGUUUGGUUGUGUUUGAGUUUGAUAAUGUUUCUCUGUCUCCUGCUGUUGUUGCUAAUGUCCCACAAGAAGUCGACUCCUCUGUUAAUCCCUCUGAUAUGCCUGCUGCUAUUGAGAAUGUGCAAUCCUCAAGCCCCCGUGAACCCAAGAAAAUGGUUGGCAUUCCAGUCUACACCUCCUCCUCUUUGGCGGAGAGUCUUGAUCAUGUUAAGCAUUUUGCUGGUCUUCCUGCUGCCUCUAUUCCAAAACCCUACAGAGUGAUUCACCCUUCAGAAUCCUCAAGUGAAGAUGAAAAAAUACUGGCUGAAGUUCCAUCUGUUGAGGCUACUGCUCAUCCUAAUUCCACCACGUUCAAAAUACGAGAGGUCACUAAUCUCCUUGGUGGUUCAUCUGCUCAUGUGUCUGAUUGUAGUCACUCUGUGUCUCCUGUCCACUCCCCAUCCAAAGAGACAAGAAGGUCAAAAAGAAAGAAUGUUCCUGUGAAGGUUGUGGUUGAAUCUGGUGAGGACACUACUGAUAUAGAUCAACCAGAGAAAAAAAGGAAGUCUAGUGAGCCUGCAAAACCUGAGAUCAAUCUUCCUGUUCAACAAGUGUUUAAGACUCUACGGUCCUCUAUUAAACAAAAAAGCCUUACGGCUGUUCAACCUGAUGCUGUACCUACAUCAUCUGCUAGAAAGGGUAAACCAUCCACACGUUCCAGAGGUCGAAGCAUAACUUCUGAAGUUCAACCUGUUGAAGGGUCUGACACAUCUGUUUACAAGCCUCAGUUUGUUUCUCCAGCUGCUCAGGGGCUGCUGAAGAUUGUCACAGCCAUCUGUCCAUACUCAAAGCUCCUCACGUAUGAAUACUACUCUAAUCUCAAUAACGAGAUUGACAUCUUAACCGGGCCACGACCAAUGCAGAUUUUCAUUAGAGGGAAGUGGUACAUCUUUGGGCCUGACAUGAUCAACCAAUACUAUGGACUGACUGUUGUGCAAGAAGAGGCAAUUACAGACUGGAACUUGGUGGCCAAGACUCUAACGGGUGGACAGAUUGACACUUGGCCUACGGGUGACAAGGAUUAUCUGCAGAGCUCUCAACUCACAUCCAGAUAUGUUAUUCUGCAUCGUCUGGCUCUUCAUAACUGGCUCCCAUCAGCUCACUUCCACACGGUUGGUAAGCACCUGGCUGGUUUCUUGUACCGAAUUGGAACAAAGAUGCCGAUUGAUCUAGGAAACUGGAUUUACAACCACAUCCUCACCAUGAUCCAUCCACGAGAGCAGAAGGUAAGGCUACCCUUUCCGAAUCUGAUUUAUGGCAUUCUUACAACUCAGGGUCUUGAGCCUAUGCCGAGUGAAGUGAUAAGUCCAACUCUGUUCUAUACUGUUGAUCGACGUCUUUUGACUGGAGAUCACAUUCGAGAUGUUAUACCGGUGACUGCCCCCUCCAAUUCUGAAGCUGAUACUGUGGCUGAUGACUCGCCCCAUGCCAAGGAUCUUCAUCUCUCCAUUCAGUUAAAGGCACGGGUCUUUGAGCUUGAGACAGUUCACGGUAUAAUUGCUAAACAACUGACUAGGGCCGGUACUGACCUAGCAACCGUUCUUCUUCGUUUAAGCCUAUCUGAAUCUGCUGUUGCUACUGAACCUGCGAAGACCGACAGUGACACUCCCUCCAAUGCUUGA